Dermacentor andersoni is the source of this 5420-nucleotide messenger RNA. RefSeq lists its product as uncharacterized. Lineage: Eukaryota; Metazoa; Arthropoda; Arachnida; Ixodida; Ixodidae. The record is from RefSeq and is a predicted model, not a curated record.
GUGAGCGUCGCUGGUUUCGCUGGCUUGGCUGGCUCGCGGCUGGCUGGCUUCUGCGAGCAGCGCGCAUUUUGUGCUGGGUUGUGCGUGGUGUGGGUACGUAAGCCUCGCGUCGGUCCGCGCGGCGCGAUGAUUUGUGUGCGCGUUGUCGGUGGCUCGUCGUUUGGUUUGCAAGGCAGCAGUGCAACGUCAUUGUGGUGAAUAAUCGACAUCCCAAACGGAAUACGCUGACCACUGGAGUGUGCUUUGGCCAGACUCCGACUACGGCUGUGUGUUGUGAAAGGGAGCGUGGAGACAGCAUGGGUCCGACCCGUCAUCUGCUCCUGUAUGCGAUCGCAUGGUCGCUAGUGACGCUGGUGCAAGACGCGAAGCUGUCGCCCACGCCGCCAGCGCAGACCUGCUUCGUGGAGACAGCCAUACAGGAGACAAACCUGUGCAGUAACGUCUUCAGGAGGAGCGUUACCGAAAAGGCGUUCAACGCUUCGGACCCCAAAGAUUUGAAGGAGGCGUGCUGCUCGCUCGACCGGCUGGAGCGGUGCCUCCAGGCGGCCUCCAACAACGCGGGCUGCAAGGAGGAAGUGAGCGCGCUGGUGUCCACGCUGCUGCGCGUGGCGCGCAACCUGCUGGGCGACGUCUACAAGACCCGCUGCCGGUUCAAGUGCAGCUCAGCCUGGUCGCUGUCGGCGCCGCGGCUGUUGGUGCUGCUGCUUCUCGUAGCAGCCGUGCUGAGCGGCCGCCCCUUAUAGACCGCCGGGGUUGGCCAGCUGCCGUUCCAUUAGGCGGCCUUGCAACCUCCAAGUCCUGGAGCUCAACAGUCUCUCGUUCGCCUGAUUUCUUCGCAUGAACGAUCCAGAUCACCGAAACGCGGAGCCGACGUGAUGUUACUACUUCAACUGACCAGACUGCAAGAGACGUCUGCGCGGGCGCGGCCGCUGCCGUCAUGGCGUGCACAAAGUCGUGCGAUUCCGUGGUGGGCUCUCGUUAAUGGCUUCUUCUUGAUCAAGACGAUCGUUGUUUUGUGCUCGGAGUGACAAGCGUUCGCUUACAUCGCACCCUAGUGUCUAUGAUGCUACGAGCGCUUGACUUCAACGGUCUCAGGGGAAAGCAAUUCUGAUACCGUUCCUCGUGUCAAACUGAACUUUCGGUCGGCUUGAAACUUGAGACUAUUUCGCAACGCGUCAUCAUUUCAUGAGGACGAGUAGCCAUCCAUUCCCAAGGCUCAUCAAGGAGGGCACUGAAACAGAAAAGAAUAAGCUACGGGCAGCCAAGUUUUAUUACAUGAAAGCAUCACGCAUAUAUGAAGCAAGACGGCUGUCAUUGAAACAUCGGCAGAAUGGCGCUUCACGGGAGCAUGCCGCUAUGCUCCACCGACAUUGUGCGUGGCGCGCUACUCGGGAGUUAUUGUAGAUACCCGCAUCAUAGUGGACCCUACUCUGUAUUGCUGUGCUCAAUCUAAACCCCUUGACCGACCACGCGACUGAGUUCUUGAAUUUUUGAGACGGCACAGGAUGUGUUGUCACGACCCCGUUGUGCGUGCUAUCUCGAACUCCCGCUUUAUUCACCACUGGUGUCCGCUCCGUGGUAUAUUGUGGGCAGUCCUUCACUAAUUUGAAAGAAAUUAGAAAUGUAUACCACUGUAUGGAGAAAUGAUUAAGUUUGUUUUUUACCGAUACGUCAUUUCUUUCACUGAAGUGUUUUGCAAUAGAUAACCAUGACCCAACGUUGUCUUGAAAGAUAAAGUUUACAGCUGUGUAGCGCAAGUUUGCAUUUCAUGCUUUUCUUUCUCAUGGCCGUUCAUAAUUGGUGAUCACUGCAUGUUGAGGUGAUUUAAGCGCAUUCAGAGAGCUACACAAACAAAAGAAAAACUUAUGAAACAUGCUUCUCAGCCCUUAUGGAAAAGAACCACUAAACACUUAACGUGAAACGACUUGUAGCCUAGGUCUAGCGGAGAAAGCGCACAGCAUGGCAGUUCACUGUGCUGAAUGCUGGCUGGAGGCGGGAUUCGUUUAUUCGCGAUGAAACUGGCGGAUACGCAGUCGACAGUUUUUGGCGUCAUAACUCUUCCACAGCAAUACAUUCUUUCAGUAUAGUAUUUUUUUCGGGAAUACAUGAGAUUGUGACGCAGUGUUCAAGAAGCUUAUCUCUGCAUCGUACUUGUGCAGCCGUGAGUCCUUCGUACUUAAACAACAGUGCAGCCGUCAUAGCACAGCCUGCUGAAUUUCCUCGCGGACCUAAGAAACCUUCAAGCCUAGAGGGUCAUGAAUUUUAUAUUCCUUCCGAUUUGUAAUUGUUUUGUUUUCACAUGUCAGUGUCAGUUCUUUGACAGUAUCUUUGAUUUCGUUGCCGGCUUUCGUGGGUGACAACAGGAGUACCACCUGUGCCGGCCCACCCAGACAAACUGUUCUGCUUCUACACAGUGCGUGAGCAGCCUUCGCAAGACUGCCGCCAUCGACGUCUGCAGUGGUGUAUAGUGACACACCUUCUGUGCUGGUGUGUGCGCAUGCGCGCGAACUGGUGUGUUUGGUGACACGGCCACCUCCGCCACCUCGCCACCGUGCCAGUUGCAUCUUUCUAAGCGGGAUGUGUCGGACCUGUGAUGCCUGCGUGCGCACUUUGAAGUGAUUGGACAGCGGAAUGACCCCGCGGAUUCACAAAGGAAGCAUUAAUUGGAUGAUUCCACUGCACGAGCCUGUUGUUCUUAGAAAAUGUAGUGAGUGAACUGGUGUGCUGCUUUGACGAAUUUGUGUUAUUUUGAAACUAAUUCGGCCUCUACUCCUCCACCUUCUGGACACAGUAAAAUGCGGGCGUGUACAGCCGCAUUGAAAAUGGCUAGCCGCCUCAUGCUGGCUUAAUUUUGCGGCGAAUGAGCAGUGUAGUAUAAGCACAGAAUGAGCUAUGCGGGCUGGGGUACUUCGCUGUAAAAUUAAGUCCGAAAGCUUACACGAUGAUUAGCGAAUUACGCACAGUGCUUUAUGAUUUUCGUUCGCAGCGAUUAUGUUUUGCCUGGCAGCAGGUGCGACGAUAAAGCCUUCAAAACACACCUGAGAAACAAUUGUGCUUUGAUGGGAAGUUGCUAAGACAUUUUCCUGGAUCACUAACUGCUCACAUAAUUCCUAGACAUCGGCGUUCCCAAAAUCAUCCGACGUACAUGAUCCUUGCAAGUGUGCGAGAACGUGAGUCAGAAAGCAGCUGUGUAUCGUUUCAUAGCGUGAAGAACGUUCUACGUCAUGACCGCAUGAACCACUUCUCAGUAGACAAAGCGUGGCGCGUUUGUGUGGCUGGCAACACUUACGUACGUGAACGAAUGUUGACAAUUCGUCACCUUCACGUGAAUUCGGGUCUGCCUCAGACACUUGAUGGCGCGUGCGUGAUUGCCGAUGACGUAGCUGGAGUGAUUUCGUGUGCUGCUCAAAUAAAUGAACAGGCCUGGCGUGCAGAUUGGAUUCGUCUCAUACACUGCUAAUUGAGGCUUUGCGUGUUCCUUUGUUGUCUUUCCUGCAGCUACGGUCCCAACUUCUGACCACUAAUUUUGUUGCAAUACUAGGGAGGAAAGCAGAUUGCUGUAAUUCUGAGUCUCACUUGAAAAAUUCAACCCUUGAACUUGCAAGCAGCGAACAGCGCAGACAAGGAUUCAUAAUCUGAGCGAUUUUUGAUAACGUGACGCUGUCUAUCUUUUCGGCAUUGUUCAUUAGGCAUCAGUUGUUCAACCGACCCACUUGUCGACGUCAGCGCAGCGUUCUAAACGGCGUUUCCAUCCUACUUACAGCAUAUGCCAAAAAGGUGUUACUGGCGCUUUGUUAUGCUGCUUAAUUCUGCAACAAGACCAGAUUGCCGUUCUGCGCUAAUGUCACGAGAAAGUGUCCGUAAGUGUCCCGUUGCUGUUGACUGAAUAAUGUGCGGGAACUCUAGAAAAGUACAUGGCUCGGACAAAUAUUGUACAUGUUUUUUCGCUAGUGGCGUAGGUGACAACGGCAGCAGUCGUUGCCACUUGCAAGACAUGUGCUGUGUAGCACCCGCUGAGAAAUGCUCGUCUCUAGGAACGUUAACCGGAAAACCAAAGACAGAUUAUCACCAGAGCUAUAAAUAAUUUAUUCCACAAUGUAUGACAGCGUCGUUUACUACGCCUUUUUCUAUACCCUGUUCCUUAGUUUUUAUUUGUCUGGUUACGUUCCGUUUUGCAGAAACGAUCACGCGAGGGCGAACUUUCCUAUGUUACUCAACUGGAAAAAUAUUGAAAAUAUCCGAUUACAUGCUUUGACGAAUGAUUGGCCAAACGCUGUCCACUGGACAAAUGCUGCUGUACAUUUAUGUACGUCUGUAUAUAAAUGAACGAAUCCUAGAUAAGAAUAGCUUGUGGAAUUUUUAUCCGUAUGAUGUUCCCAUGCGACCGCAUAAUGAUCUGGUGUACCUAUUUGACAUGUGCACAGAUGUGCUGCUCGAAGAAAUUUUCGAAAUGUGUGUGCGCUUUCUCGGAAAGCGCAAGAAAUGUAAGAAUCUUAAAAAUGUUGAUGCUUCGAUCCCUAAUUGGAACUUUGAGAUCCGAUAGGCGCCUUUACCGUAAAACCGGCACUUUGGAAUGUCACAUUUCAAAGUGAAGUAUAGGGAGUCUCAGAGAAUGGAGCGAGAUUUCCAUUCUUGCAACCUUUCUUGAAGUGUUGUCGAAACUACUUGUCUGUGCGAUACAGUGCCGCCCUUCUCAUUUGUUUCUCGCAAGCGGAACUGAACAUUGUUCUGCUUGCAUGCGAGCGUGUACUCAUUUUUGGUUGCACAUUGAACGACUGGCAUAUAAUUGAGAAGGCACAUAUUUCAAACCUUACCAGCGGCUUGCGCAACUUUCUUUUCAAGGAUUUUUUACUGCCGUUAAACGGCGUUUUCUUCGUUGACGUUCGAGCGUCGCUUUCAUUCCUGUAUCUCGCGGUAAGGGCUUCCCGAUGGCAGUUCUUUCAGUGUCUUGUGAAGAAUGUACUCAACUGUCAAUAUUGGCGGAACGAGAAUCAGCUUGGUACUGUCCUGUUGAAAGCACAGGCCUAGUUUCUUUCACGCUCACGCUUUUUUUUUCUUUUUUUUUUUGUGAGCAACGCGUGCUUAUUUGCACUGCUUGGCCAUCGCUAAGUUCUUUGUGUGGCAGUCUUCCCUUAUGACUAAGUGACGUCGUAGCGGAGCCUUUCUCGAAUAACGCCGCCUGUCUAAGCGUUCCAAUGCAAAGGUUUCUCUUUCUUUGCGGAGGCGCUGUUAAGCCUUCAGUAUCUUGUUUAACGUCCGCUUUCUGUGGCAGACCUAAAGAACUGCUCAUCGAGAUGACCAUACUAGCGAAACUAUCGUCCUGCUCUUCAGAAAAAAAGAAAAAAAAAUGUGUGCUGAUAUAUUGACAUUGUUGAUCCUGUUGUAGUUAUGAUUAAAGACAAAACUUCUUUUUCAUCAUA